This is a messenger RNA of Myotis myotis, 1698 nucleotides long. Its product is annotated as pleckstrin homology domain-containing family G member 5-like. The record is from RefSeq and is a predicted model, not a curated record. Gene Ontology annotation, biological process: endothelial cell migration; Rho protein signal transduction. Lineage: Eukaryota; Metazoa; Chordata; Mammalia; Chiroptera; Vespertilionidae. Gene Ontology annotation, molecular function: guanyl-nucleotide exchange factor activity. Gene Ontology annotation, cellular component: plasma membrane; endocytic vesicle; axon.
AUGCACCUGGUGCAGCGGGACAUGCUGGGGAGCCGCCCACCUUCUGGGGCCUCCUCCUGCUUCAGGGCCUUGCCCUCCUGGGGUCGCCUUGGGGAGGAGUCCGGACACCUGCACACCCUGCUCCUGUUCAGCAACAUCCCUGAGAUCCCGAAUCUGCACCGUGGGCUGUGGGGCAGCGUGAUGGCGCAGAUGGUGGAGAAAGUGCUGCGCACGUGGGCACUGCUGCAGCAGGACCUCCUCAAAGGCUUUGAGAUAUUCAGCUCCCUCUUCAAGCCCUACAUCCGGUACUGCAUGGAGGAGGAGGGCUGCAUGGAGUACAUGCCCAGCCUGCUGCACGACAACGACCUCUUCUGGGCCUACGUGACGUGGGCCGAGAAGCACCAGCAGUGCCAGCGGCUGAAGCUGAGCAACAUGCUCGCCAAGCCCCACCAGCGGCUCACCAAGUACCUGCUGCUGCUCAAGUCGGUGCUGAGGAAGAUGGACGAGCUGCAUGCCAAGGAGGCCAUCAUCACCAUGAUCAGCUCCGUGGAGCGCUUCAUCCACCACGUGAACGUGUGCAUGCGGCAGCAGCUGGCAGCCGUGGUGAGCCGCAUGGACACCUACGAGGUGGUGGAGGGUGGCAACGACGAGGUGGACAAGCUCCUGAAAGAAUUUCUGCACCUGAACCUGACCGCGCCCAUCCCUGGUGCCUCCCCGGAGGAGACGUGUCAGCUGCUGUUGGAGGGCAGCCAGAGGAUGAAGAAGGGAAAGCACAGAAAGAUGGAUGUGUACUGCUUCCUCUUCAUAGACCUACUCUUAGUGACCAAGGCAAUGAAAAAGGCUGAGAGGACCAAGGUCAUCAGGCCACCACUGCUGGUGGACAAGAUCGUGUGCCGGGAGCUGCGGGACCCUGGCUCUUUCCUCCUCACCUACCUGAACGAGUUCCACAGCGCCAUGGGGGCCUACACAUUCCAGGCCAGCGGGCAGGCUCUGUGCCGGGGCUGGGCGGACUCCAUUUACAAUGUCCAGAACCAGCUGCAGCAGCUGCAUGUGCAGGAGCACGCGGGCAGCCAGCAGCACCUGCAGAGCCUGAAGGAGGAAGAGGAAGAGGAGGGUGGGGAGAGUAGCACUUCCGCUGCCAGCCCCCCCACCAUCCUGCACAAAAGCAGCAACAGCCUGGACUCUCAGCACUGCACCUCCAACGGCUCCUUGGAGACCCUGGCCAUGGUGGUGCUGGAGCCCGAGACGCUCUCCUCUACUGAGUUCGAGGGCGGCCCCUUCAGCUCCCAGUCGGGCGAGAUGUUCCUCAGUACCACCGCCUCAUCUGUCACACCGACCAGUGAACUGCUGGCCCUGGGCCCCAGGGAGAGCAGCUCCUGCUCCAGGGACUCCACCUACAGCACCCUCUUCCCUACCUCCUUGCAAGACUUUGCGACCCCAGCCCCUGUGGUGGAGCCAGCACCCCGCCUAGAUUUACCACAGGCCCCUUCACCCCCGCCCUCACCCUGCCUCCGCUGCCGCACCCCUGUCCAGCUGCUCCACAGCCUGCCCCACCUGCUCAAGUCCAAAUCUGAGGCCAGCCUCCUGCAGCUGCUGGCAGGGGCCGCCACCCAGGGGUCGCCCCCAGCCCCCAGCCACAGCCUGUCCAAUCUCUGCCCAGCACAGGAAGCUGACCCAGCUGGCCCAGCUCUACUGCAUCAGGACCACACUGCUGCUUAA